Molecule: messenger RNA, 333 nt
Organism: Pipistrellus nathusii (Nathusius's pipistrelle)
Lineage: Eukaryota; Metazoa; Chordata; Mammalia; Chiroptera; Vespertilionidae
Source: the annotation of a GenBank genome assembly
AUGUCCCCACUCUCCUGUCCCCUGCCCUUCCCCCAACCCCACCAGGUUUACAGAAUGUUGCUACUUCAGAACAGCAGUGAGGUGAGAAACUCUCAAUUGAAAAAGGAACCUUGUCUUUCAGGGCAUAAGGCGAAGACUUCCGAGGUCGAUGCUUUCCCCCCAUGUCUCUGUGUACAUAGGGAACUUAGUUCUGGGCCAUGUACAGAAAAUACCACUGUAAUAUACCCAAAGGAAGUUAAUAAUGUAGAUUACCUUUUUAAUUAUUGCUAUUUUUAUUAUUGUUUUCCUCUUGUUGAAAGCACUGCAGUUGUUAGUUGUAUGAGUGAGAAAUGA